This is a messenger RNA of Pipistrellus nathusii (Nathusius's pipistrelle), 337 nucleotides long. NCBI's taxonomy places the organism in Eukaryota, Metazoa, Chordata, Mammalia, Chiroptera, Vespertilionidae. The record is from the annotation of a GenBank genome assembly.
AUGGUGGCACCGGCGGCCCGAAUCUUCCUGCGGGUGGCGUGCGCGGCUCUAACUUGCACCUUGCUGGGUCUACUGUGCCUCACUGUGGGAGGCGCCCCGCGUGGCCUCGAGUCUGGUCGCCUACCCCGCGCCGACCAGCGUGUCCCCGUGGUACCCGGAUCCGGGGCGCUUUCGUUGCGAGUUGCCAGCCAGGAGAGCCUAGAGAGGACAGGAAGCCUCACUGUCACUUGGGCAGGAAGGAGCGGCAGCGCAGGUAGAUCAGGCAGAGUUGGAUCGCCAUCGGAUCCGAGGGAACCAAUUGCAGAUUGUCCUCCUUGGCCCUGGUCGCUGCACUUAG